Molecule: messenger RNA, 1754 nt
Organism: Ruditapes philippinarum (Manila clam)
Lineage: Eukaryota; Metazoa; Mollusca; Bivalvia; Venerida; Veneridae
Product: GTPase IMAP family member 9-like
Exons: 2
Coding region: 124-1128 (334 amino acids)
Molecular function (GO): GTP binding
Source: RefSeq, a predicted model, not a curated record
AGAUAGUCUACUUACAUAUUAAUUGAUAGCACUCGCUAAAUUUGUUCGGCAUUUUCACUGUAUUCUUUUUCUAUUAUAGUAUUUUGAAUAACUUUCGAUUUGGACUUAACAUCAGUAACAAUCAUGCACCGACUACAGAAAGAAGAUAAAAUUAACUUAGGAGAAAGACGAAUCAUUCUGGUUGGAAAGACUGGCAAUGGGAAAAGUUCAACCGGAAAUUCCAUUCUUCGAAAACAGGCUUUUCUCCAUGAACACAGCCCAAAUCCGGUAACAGACAAAUGCUCGUUGAAAACAGGGACAAAUGAGUCAAAAACCUUUCAGUAUAAGUUAGUUGAUACACCCGGAUUACUUGACACAACAAAGCGUGUUGGUGAAAGAGCACUUGAUAUUGUACAGUCAAUUGAAAUCUGUCCAAAUCCGCAUGUAUUUCUUUUGGUCUUUAGCGCCGGAAAUCGUAUGACAGAAGAUGAACGCUUCACUAUAGAUAUGCUCCGGAUUAUGUUUGGAGAAAAUAUUUUCAAUCAUGCAAUGGUCGUUUUCACACAUGGCAAAAUGUUUGAAUCUGAUGAAAAGUUUAAGAAAUUUUGGACAGAAAAUGAACAUUUUGUUACACUUAUUAAAAAGUGUGGAAACAGGGUUGUCAAAAUAGAGAACAACAAGGAUGUCUUUGACCGAAAUGAAGGUGUACAUGAAAUUGAAAAUAUAAUCGAAGAGCUGACAGAAAGCGGGCGUAAUUGCUAUAGCUACAAAUAUGUAGACACCCACAGAUCCGUAAUUGAAGAACAUUUAAAAAAUUAUCAAGGAAAAGGCAACAUUCAUGAGGAUAUUUCCGACAUUAUUGACAAGCUGGGUCAGAAAUUAGAUCAACAAAUCUGGAAAAAAAUGUUAUUUGGUGGUGUACUGCUAAGCGGAGGAGCAAUUGGUGUAGGAUAUGCUGCCGGUUAUGCCGGGGCGAAUGUUGUUGCUGCAUCGGGAUUGGGGGCAACCGUUAUGACCAAUGCUGAAGCUUUAGGUUGCGUUCUUGUAAAAUCAGCCAGUUCAUUUGCAGCUGCGGCAGCUUCAUCAAACGUUGGUGGUGCCGUCGUAAGUUCAACUUUGAGCGUUGCUAAAAAAAUGAAGUUUAAGUAAUGAUUGAAUGAUCGGGCACAAUCAAUAAGAAAUGUAUGAAAUGUAUCCUCCACUAUUUCAAAAUUAUUAAGCAAAAUAAUUUAACUAUACAUUUACAUAUAUAUUAUUAACAUAAUUAUCCAUUCCACUAAUCAUUUCACUUAUAAUUAACUUCUUUUCUUAGUGUAAAAGGCAUUGUUUACAAAUUUUCCUAAUUUACGUAAUGUGCAUACAUUUUCAGAAUUUAAUAAUUCAAUGAAUUUUGGCAUAUUUGGACGUCUCCAGUGAUAUGGCGGUAUCAGGUUUUUUCUUAAAUCAUUAUAUACAUUGCAUUCUAAUAUGAAUUGGUAUUCGUCUUCUAAGACAUUACAUGAAAAACAUUUUCUAUCAUUUAAAGGUGUACUAUUUGGUUUAGUUCAUGCACCUGAUUCUAUGUGCAGUCUAUGAGAUGAUACUCUUAACCUAGUGAGAUCUUUACAAAACCGUUCAACAUUGAUAAUAUUUAGAUAUGAUUGAAACUUAAGAACAGAAAUAUAUCUAUAAAGUAAAAUACUACUAGAGUUAUCUAAUCUACUUGACCAGUUUUGUACAAAUUGGUCUUUCGAACAUUGUUUCACAUAAUAUAAAAACAGGUCAGUUUUACCCUU